Messenger RNA from Astyanax mexicanus (Mexican tetra), 2927 nucleotides. RefSeq names its product cysteine-rich secretory protein LCCL domain containing 1b (gene crispld1b). The record is from RefSeq and is a predicted model, not a curated record. NCBI's taxonomy places the organism in Eukaryota, Metazoa, Chordata, Actinopteri, Characiformes, Acestrorhamphidae. The coding region runs from base 287 to 1813 and encodes 508 amino acids. The transcript is spliced from 15 exons. Gene Ontology annotation, cellular component: extracellular region.
CUAACUGAACCCACAUGGAGGAUAUAAGGAGCAGAGGCAGCGUUACUGCUGCUUUAGUGCCCUCAGCGACUCGAGUUCCAACGCAAAUAUUCUCCCAAGGUGGUCGAGCGAGGCAAUCAAACAAACCUGAAAUAAUCCAGAGCUGCUCAGACUGACAGAGCUGCAAACUCUCCUGCCGGACUCUCACACUGUCCAGAGGGAAACCAGGCGGCAACAGCAUCAGCGCACACAACCAGAGAUAGAAGGCUAAACUGAGACUGGACAGUUUUUUGGGAGUUUGAUAGCCAUGAAGCGUCCACCCCUGGCCUGGCUGUACCGUGCUCUACUGCUGCUGUUUGCUCGGGCUACAGUGGCCAUGGUGAUCCCCAACAACACGCAGGUGGAGGAUAUGCUGCAGAAGUACCUGGAGAAGGAAGAGUCGUGGUGGGAGGCGAGGCCGAGGAGCCGGAGGGCAAUUUCAGCUAGUGACAUGCAGCUGAUCCUGGACCUGCACAACAAACUGAGGGGGCAAGUGUAUCCUCCUGCCUCCAACAUGGAGUACAUGGUGUGGGACACAGAACUGGAGCGCAGUGCAGAGGACUGGGCUCAUACCUGCCUGUGGGAGCAUGGACCCCCACACCUGCUCAGACAGAUCGGCCAGAACCUGGGGGCUCACUGGGGAAGAGACAGGCCUCCAACCUUCCAUGUGCAGGCGUGGUAUGAUGAAGUUCAGUACUUCAGCUACCCGUAUCCACAGGAGUGUGAUCCCUACUGUCCCUACAGGUGCUCUGGGCCUGUGUGCACCCAUUAUACACAGCUAGUUUGGGCCACAAGUAACAAAAUCGGCUGUGCCAUCAAUGUGUGUUACAACAUGAACGUCUGGGGCAUGAUCUGGGCCAAAGCUGUCUAUCUGGUCUGUAAUUACUCUCCACCGGGGAACUGGUGGGGUCACGCCCCCUACAAACACGGACACCCGUGCUCUGCCUGUCCGGCUAGCUAUGGAGGCGGCUGUAGGGACAACCUCUGCUAUAAAGACGAUGGCAGUCAGAGGUAUUAUGAUCCAGAGCCUGAGGAAAGCAACUACAUAGAGCCAGAGCCAGAACCUGCCCGGAGUCAGGUGUCCCACCCUGCAGAACCGUCCCCAACUCCACCCCCCAGCCAUGGUCUGGACAAUAAUGAUGUCACCAGCACUGACCAAAUGUCACAGUACGUUUCAUGUGAUACAAAACUACGGGAUCGGUGUAAAGGAACCACCUGCAACAGGUAUGAAUGUCCGGCAGGUUGUUCAUACAACUAUGGAAAAGUGAUGGGAUCGGGACAUUAUGAUAUGCAAUCCAGCAUUUGUGGAGCAGGUUUACAUGCCGGAAUUAUAGACGAUGAUGGAGGCUGGCUGGACAUCACCAGAGUGGGCAGGAGGCCGCGCUUCGCAAAGUCCUACAAAAACGGAGUUCAGACACUGGCGAAAAACCACAGCGCUAAUGCCUUCACCGUAUCGAAAGUACCAGUUAAAGCUGUCGCGUGUGACAUGACGGUGGCUCAGUACUGUCCCUUCAAAAAGCCAGUCCGGCAUUGUCCAAGAUUGUAUUGUCCUCACAACUGCCUGUAUGAGAGCAGUGCCCGUGUGAUUGGCACGCGUUACUAUGCAGAUAGGUCCAGUAUCUGUCGGGCAGCGAUUCAUGCAGGUGUGAUCCAGAAUGAGUCGGGGGGAUACCUGGAUGUGAUGCCAGUGGACCGGAGGCGGCAGUAUAACGGCUCAAGCCAGAAUGGAAUUACAUCAGAGACCCUGCUGAAUCCCACAGGAGGCAAAGCAUUCAGAGUGUUUGCAGUCAUCUGAAGCCACACUCCAAGGACACACACUCCAACGCAGCACUUCGUAGCAGAACGGCCGGCCAUCGCAGCGUUUGUUCACGCUGAGGCUUGUUGACGGCUGAAAAGUCUUUUUAAUGGGACAAAAAAAACCCAAAAAAAACACAUUGACAUUGACGCCAUCUGGACCCAAGAAACACCGGCGACUUUCUGACUUCAGCUGUUAUUUUUCUGCAAGUCUUUUAAGAGCUUGUUCACUGCCUGUCAAAACUUUGUGGAUGCCAGUCCCUGACAUUUUUGGUAUGCUGUUACUGCUCUGGAAAAAAAUAAGAGACCACUUAAAAAUGAUGAGUUUCUUUGAUUUUACCAAAUUGAAAACCUCUGGAAUAUAAUCAAGAGGAAGGAUGAUCACAAGCCAUCAAACCAAGCUAAACUGCUUAAAUUUUUACACCAGGAGUGGCAUAAAGUUAUCCAAAAGCAGUGUGUAAGACUGGUGGAGGAGAACAUGCCAAGAUGCACGAAACUGUGAUUAAAAACCAGGGUUAUUCCAUCAAACAUUGAUUUCUGAACUCUUAAAACGUUAUCAAUAUGAACUUGUUUUCUUUGCAUUAUUUGAGGUCUGAAAGUUCUGCAUCUUUUUUGUUAUUUCAGCCAUUUCUCAUUUUCUGCAAAUAAAUGCUCUAAAUGACAAUAUUUCUAUUUGGAAUUUGGGAGAAAUGUUGUGUGUAGUUUAUAGAAUAAAACAACUAAAUUCAUUUACUGAAAUAUAUACCUAUAAAUAGCAAAAUCAGAUAAACUGAUUCAGAAACUGAAGUGGUCUCUUCAUUUUUCCAGAGCUGUAUAUAAGAAUAGAUUUGCUUCAACAUGUCAACUUAAAUGAGCAGCUUGUCAAUAAAAUGAAUCAGACAGAUUGAUCAAUGAUCCCAGAUUAAUUCAAUAAGCCAAUACAUUUGAUACCUAAUGUGUGCUUCUUUAGUCUUUAGUUUGGAACAAAGAAUGCUAGGCUAACAAUGCUAACAGACACUAAACAGUGGACAAAACAGUCACAAUUCAAUCUCUGCACAUGGAUGCUCUAAUCGAAACCUAGAUCUAAACCCUAUAUUAAUGUAAGUAAACUAGAUUAUCAGUACCCCCCACCCCCC